AUGAAGGUGCUUGUGCUAGCUCUCACUGUGGCCUUUGUGGCCGGGUACCAGGUCAGCUUUGUCCCAGAGUUUGCUACUGGAAAGACCUAUGUGUACAAAUAUGAAGCUGUGCUCAUGGGCGGUCUUCCUGAGGAGGGUCUGGCACGUGCUGGAGUGAAAAUCCAGAGCAAAGUUUUAAUCAGUGUAGAAGCUGCAGACACCUUCAUUUUAAAGCUUUUAGACCCUGAAAUCUUUGAGUACAGCGGCAUCUGGCCCAAGGAUGCUUUCAUCCCAGCCAGCAAGCUCACCACCGCCUUGGCUGCUCAGCUCUUAACUCCCAUCAAGUUUGAGUAUACCAGCGGUGUUGUCAGCAAGGUGUUUGCACCUGCUGGUGUCUCUGAAACUGUCCUGAACAUCUACAGGGGAAUCCUCAACAUCUUCCAGCUGAACAUCAAGAAGACUCAGAACGUCUAUGAGCUGCAAGAGCCUGGAGCUCAGGGUGUGUGCAAGACCCACUAUGUCAUCAGUGAGGACACAAAGGCCGACCGCAUCAUGCUGACCAAGACCAAGGACCUGAGCCAAUGCCAGGAGAGAAUAAUUAAGGACAUUGGCUUGGUUUACACCGAGAAAUGUGUUGAGUGUGAAGCUAGAGGAAAGGCCAUGAAGGGAACUGCCGCUUUUAGCUACAUCAUGAAGCCGGCAGCCACAGGUGCCCUUAUCUUGGAGGCAACUGCUACAGAGCUCAUCCAGUUCUCACCUUUCAACAUUCUGAACGGUGCAGCCCAGAUGGAGGCCAAACAAGUCCUGACCUUCCUGGAGAUUGAGAAGACCCCACUGGAGCCCAUCAGAGCUGACUAUCUGCACCGUGGAUCCCUGCAGUACGAGUUUGGCAGUGAGCUUCUUCAGACACCCAUCCAGCUUCUGAGGAUCAGCAACACCGAGGCUCAGAUUGUUGAGAUUCUCAACCACAUUGUGACCAACAAUGUGGCCAAGGUCCACGAAGAUGCCCCUCUGAAGUUCAUUGAGCUCAUCCAGCUCAUGCGUGUGGCCAGAUAUGAGAUCAUUGAGGCCCUCUGGACUCAGUUCAAAGCAAGACCUGACUACAGACACUGGAUCCUGAAUGCAAUCCCUGCCAUUGGUUCUCAUGCUGCUCUCAAGUUCUUCAAGGAGAAGUUCAUGGUUGAUGAGCUGACGAUGGUGGAAGCUGCUCAAGUCCUCCUGUCAUCUGUGCACAUGGUGACCGCUGAUCUGGAGGCCAUCAGGCUUAUUGAGGAGCUGGCUGCGGAGCGCAAGAUCCUGGAAAACCCAGUUCUGCGUGAGAUUGUCAUGCUGGGCUAUGGUACCCUGGUUGCUAAAUACUGUACAGAGCACCCAACCUGUCCUGCUGAGCUUGUGAGGCCCAUCCAUGAACUUGUUGUCCAGGCUGUUGCCAGAGGAGAAACUGAGGAACUUGUUCUUGCUCUCAAAGUUAUGGGUAACGCUGGACACCCUGCCAGCCUUAAGCCAAUCAUGAAGCUCCUGCCCGGCUUUGGCAGCGCUGCCACUAGUCUGCCCCACAGAGUUCACAUUGAUGCUGUUCUGGCCCUGAGGAACAUUGCCAAGAAGGAGCCCAAGAUGAUCCAAGAAACCGCUGUUCAGCUGUUCAUGGACAAGGCCCUCCAUCCAGAGCUGCGUAUGGUUGCUGCAAUUGUGCUGUUUGAGACCAAGCUUCCCAUGGGUCUGGUCACUACUCUGGCUGAUGCCCUCCUGACAGAAACAAAUCUGCAGGUCGCUAGCUUUGUCUACUCCUACAUGAAGGCCAUGACCAAAAGCACUGCCCCUGACCUUGCCUCUGUUGCUGCCUCCUGUAAUGUUGCUGUGAAGAUCUUGAGCCCAAAAUACGACAGACUGUGCUACCACUUCAGCAAAGGGCUCUACUUUGAUGCCUACCACAGCCCUUGGAUGAUGGGUGCUGCUGCCAGCGCCUUCUACAUCAACAAUGCUGCCACUGUUUUGCCAAGAGGUGUUCUGGCCAAAGCUCGUACCUACUUCGCAGGAGCUUAUGCUGACGUGUUUGAGCUCGGUGUGAGAACCGAGGGAAUCCAGGAGGCUCUCCUGAAACAUCGCCAGGCUAAUGAGGACACUGACAGGGUCACCAAGAUGAGACAAGUUAUGAGGGCUAUUUCUGAAUGGAGGGCUCAUCCUUCAAGCCAGCCCCUGGCCUCUGUGUAUGUGAAAUUCUUCGGACAGGAAAUUGCAUUUGCCAACAUCGACAAAGCAAUUGUUGACCAGAUCAUUGAGCUUGUCAGUGGACCAGCUAUUCACACACAAGGAAGGAAAGUUCUGGAUGGUCUGCUGUCUGGUUUUGCGCUGCAUCAUGCUAAACCACUUCUGGUUGCUGAGGUGCGUCGCAUCCUUCCCACCACUGUUGGUCUGCCUAUGGAGCUUAGUUUCUACACUGCUGCAGUGGCUGCUGCUUCGGUUGAAUUCCAAGCUGAUGUGACACCACCUCUGCCUGAGAACUUCCAUGCUGCUCAACUUUUGAAGUCUGAUAUCAACAUGAGGGCUGCCAUUGUUCCAAGUGUUUCCAUGCAUACCUACGCAGUUAUGGGAGUAAACACAGCUUUCAUCCAGGCUGCUCUGCUAUCAAGAGCCAGAGUCCACACAAUUGUUCCUGCCAAGAUGGAAGCAAGAAUUGACAUGAUUAAGGGCAACUUCAAGCUUCAGCUGCUGCCUGUUCAAGGAAUCGAUAAGAUUGCAUCUGCACUUGUUGAGACUUUCGCUGUUGCAAGAAAUGUGGAAGACCUCGCAGCUGCCAAAUUCACACCUGUGAUUCCAGCUGAACUUUCAGCACAGCUGUCAAGAGAGACCUCCAGGAUGAUAUCUUCUCUGGCUGGUGACGUGUCUGCAUCUUCUGAAAUUCUUCUCUUUGACCUGCAUGAAAAAAUUCCCAGCAAACUGAAACUACCCAAGGCUUUCGAGAAGAAAAUGUGUGCCGCAAUUGAAACCUUUGGAAUCAAGGCAUGCACUGAGAUUGAAUCUCGUAAUGCUGCUUUCAUCAAAGACUGCCCACUCUACGCCAUUAUUGGAAAACAUGCCGUCUUUGUUGAGGUUGCUCCAGCUGCUGGACCAGCCAUUGAGAAGAUUGAAAUUGAGGUUCAGGUUGGAGAUAAAGCAGCAGAAAAGAUCAUCAAAGUGAUUAACCUGAGUGAAGAAGAGGAAGUCCUGGAGGACAAGAAUGUCUUGCUGAAACUUAAGAAAAUCCUGGUUCCUGGUCUGAAGAAUGCCACAGCCUCCAGCUCAAGCUCCAGCAGCUCUCGGUCUGUCAGCUCUUCCUCCAGCAGCCGCUCCCGUUCCAGGAGCUCCCGUUCAAGCCUCUCCUCCUCUGUUUCAUCCAAGUCCUCCUCUAGCUCUUCGUCUCGCCCUAAGAGCAAGACAGUCGACCUUGUGGCUCCCACCAGCAAGACACCAAAGAGAGUGCAGAGCAGCUCCAGCAGUUCCUCUAGAAGCUCCUCUAGCAGUCGAUCAAGCCGUCGCUCAAGCAGCUCCUCCAGCGUCAGCUCAAGAAGCUCCUCUAGCAGCCGUUCCCUCAGCUCCAGCUCCAGCUCCUCAAGAUCCAGCUCCCUGUCCAAGCAACAACUGUUUGAGAUGGCAUUUACCAAGAACCACAUCCACCAGCAUGCCCUCUCCACAGCUCGCACCAACAGCAAGAGCAGUGCUUACAGCUUUGAAAGCAUCUACAAUAAGGCCAAGUACCUCGCAAGUGAAGUCUCUCCAGCUGUGACCAUCCUUGUCCGUGCUGUGAGAGUUGAUCACAAGCCUCAGGGAUACCAGAUCGCAGCUUACUUUGACAGAGCAACCGCCAGACUUCAGCUUAUUUUUGCCAACUUGGCCGAGGAGGACCACUACAGAAUCUGCGCUGAUGGCGUGAUGCUGAGCCACCACAAGCUAAUGGCCAAGAUUGCAUGGGGUAUUGAGUGCAAAGAGUACGAGACUGAGAUCACAGCUGAGACUGGAGUUGUCGGUAAAGAGCCUGCUUUCCGCCUGAAGCUGACCUGGGACAAACUUCCAAAGAGCAUGAAACGCUACGCUCAGGAGCUUUCUGAGUACAUCUCCCGCAUUGCUAAGGAAUUUGAAAUAAACCUGGCAAAGGUCAAGAACGUGCGUAAGGAGGUCAAACUGAGCGUGGCUGUUGCGACUGAAACAAGCGUGAAUAUUGUGCUGAAGACACCAAAGAGGACCAUGUAUAAACUUGGUUUGAGUCUCCCUAUUUCUCUGCCAUUUGGACAAACUGCUGCUGAGCUGAGAGCAUACCAGGACAACUGGGCUGAUAAGAUCUCCUAUAUGAUCACCAAGGCACAUGCAGCUGAGUGCACCAUGGUCAAUAACAGACUGGUCACAUUUAACAACAGGAAGUACAAGAAUGAGAUGCCUCACUCAUGCUACCAGGUCUUGGCUCAGGAUUGCACAUCAGAGCUUAAAUUCAUUGUUCUGUUGAAGAGGGAUCAUACACAAGAACAGAACCUGAUCAGUGUAAAGGUUGCAAACAUUGAUGUGGACAUGUAUCCAAAGGACAAUGCUGUCAUGGUGAAGGUCAAUGGAGUAGAAAUUCCCAUCAGCAGCCUGCCAUACAUGCAUCCAGAAGCUAAAAUUCAGAUCAUUCAGAGAGGUGAGGGACUUGCACUCCACGCUCCAAGCCAUGGUCUCCAGGAGGUCUACUUUGAUCUGAACACAUGGAAGGUUAAAGUUGUGGACUGGAUGAGGGGACAGACAUGUGGACUCUGUGGAAAGGCUGACAGUGAAAUUAAACAGGAGUACCGCACACCAAACAAACGCCAGACAAAGAACGCACUCAGCUAUGCUCAUUCCUGGACUAUACCUGCACAGAGCUGUAGGGAUGCCUCAGAGUGCUACAUGAAGCUUGAAUCUGUGAAACUAGAGAAGCACGUCAUGCUCCAUGGCGAAGAGUCUAAAUGCUACUCUGCUGAGCCUGUGCUGCGCUGCCUGCCUGGCUGCAUGCCGGUCCGGACCACCAAUGUCACUGUUGGCUACCACUGCCUGCCUGUUGAUACUAACCUGAGCCGAUCUGAGGCUAUGAGAGGUAUCUUUGAGAAGAGCAUCGACCUGAGGGAAACAGCAGAAGCCCACCUGGCCUGUCGCUGCACACCUCAGUGUGCUUAA
Molecule: messenger RNA, 5139 nt
Organism: Cheilinus undulatus (humphead wrasse)
Lineage: Eukaryota; Metazoa; Chordata; Actinopteri; Labriformes; Labridae
Product: vitellogenin-2-like
Exons: 34
Coding region: 1-5139 (1712 amino acids)
Biological process (GO): lipid transport
Molecular function (GO): lipid carrier activity
Source: RefSeq, a predicted model, not a curated record